Osmerus eperlanus (European smelt) is the source of this 2195-nucleotide messenger RNA. RefSeq names its product voltage-dependent anion channel 3 (gene vdac3). The record is from RefSeq and is a predicted model, not a curated record. Gene Ontology annotation, molecular function: voltage-gated monoatomic anion channel activity. Gene Ontology annotation, cellular component: mitochondrial outer membrane. Gene Ontology annotation, biological process: monoatomic anion transmembrane transport. The transcript has 10 exons. NCBI's taxonomy places the organism in Eukaryota, Metazoa, Chordata, Actinopteri, Osmeriformes, Osmeridae. The coding region runs from base 155 to 1156 and encodes 333 amino acids.
CUCAAUGACAAUUAUGCAACGGCCCCGCCCUCACUGUGGAUUGAACGCGCCUGCUCAGUCCGUCCGCCCCUCGCUGCUUUCUCCUUCACUGUGCCCUAUUGCGCGAUACACAGCGUUCUGAAACUGUGCGCAUCGUUCAACUACUACAAGAGUCAUGUCAGAGACAGCAGAGGAGCAGGUAGCGGCAGUGGUGAGCGUGGUGAGCGUGGCGCUGGCGGAGGAGGUGACAUUAGAGGUCAAGCAGGCAGAGAGCAAAGGCAGCUGUGGGGCCUGUGAGCAGCACACACCCAAGGGACCUGUCAAAAUGGCCGUCCCCCCCUCAUACGCUGACCUGGGCAAAUCUGCCAAAGACCUCUUCAGCAAGGGUUAUGGCUUCGGUGUCAUCAAGCUGGACCUCAAGACCAAGGCCCAGAGCGGAGUUGAGUUUGCCACCUCUGGCACCAGCAACACUGACACAGGGAAGGCCGGAGGCCACCUGGAGACCAAGUACAAGGUCAGCGAUCUGGGCCUGAGCUUCAACCAGAAGUGGAACACAGACAACACCCUGACCACCGAGAUCACUGUGGAAGACCAGCUGGCCAAAGGUUUGAAGGUGGCCCUGGACACAUCCUUCGUGCCCAACACUGGGAAGAAGAGUGCCAAGCUGAAGACCGCCUACAAGCGAGACUUCAUCAACAUGGGCUGCGAUCUGGAUUUCGACAUGGCGGGCCCCACCGUCCACGCCGCCGCUGUGCUCGGCUACGAGGGCUGGCUGGCCGGCUACCAGAUGGCCUUCGACACCGCCAAGUCCAAACUGGCCAAGAACAACUUCGCUCUGGGUUACAAGGCCGGAGACUUCCAGCUCCACACCAACGUUAACGACGGAACCGAGUUUGGCGGCUCCAUCUACCAGAAGGUGAACGAGCAGCUGGAGACGGGGGUGAACCUGGCCUGGACGGCGGGCAGCAACAACACCAGCUUCGGCAUCGCGGCCAAGUACCAGCUGGACAAGGACGCUUCGCUGUCUGCCAAAGUGAACAACGCCAGCCUGAUUGGAGUUGGAUACACACAGAGCCUGCGGCCAGGAGUGAAGCUCACCCUCUCAGCUCUGAUCGACGGGAAGAACUUCAACGCCGGCGGACACAAGGUGGGCAUGGGCUUCGAGCUGGAGGCAUAAGGACGAAGGCACAAGGAGGAGGAUGAGGAGGAGGAAGAGAAGAAAGAUUAGAGCCUGGUUCCGACAAAACCUCAAAGUCCCCUUGUCACACCUUGUCACAUGUCCCCUCUGUGCGCACAGAAACACGUUCACCACCCCGUUUUUUGGCCUUAACCCCCCUCACCCCCCCCCCCCCCCCCCCGGCACCCUCCACGUCACCAACCUGCAGUACUGUAAUAAACAGACGGACUGUCAGCUAUCCGAGUUGUUAUUUUUUGUCUGGGUUCCAUAUGAUGUACGGCAAGAUCUCUGUGCUCUCUCCGUAGCAAUGCCCCUUUGUAAACAAACAAUCAAGCGCAUUAAGAAACAAAACGUACCUCGACAACGAGGCAGAGCGAAACCUGCAGGGCUCCUCACCUCAGACGGAGAACCGAUUUCCCCCGAUUUGGACGUUACCUGGCAACCCCUCCUCGAGUGGCUCCGCCCACCGUCUGCGCUCUCUUGGGAGUGAACGAGAGAGUGUCUCGGAAUUCCAAUUCAGGAAGGGUCGCCAGGCAACACCAGGUUGGGAGUAGGGCGCGAGGUGAGACGGAGCCAGGUGUCGUGACAACAACUUGGUCCAUGGUUCAAAUACGUGUUGUGGGAGAAAGGCUGAAGCACUCUUCUCUUCAGAACAGUAAUGUUGUCAAACGUCGUAGAAAUAUGUUCUCCAGAAGAGGAGUUCCGGACUACGUACAGAGAGGGUAUUUAUUAUCUGUUUAACUGAUUUUAGUAAACUGCAAUAUGAGUGGAUGGCAAAUCCAGAGUGCUUAGUAGUAACUCAUCGAUUGGUUGAAAUUUGUGACCCUCAAACAUCUCCAUCGUGAGUCGGUUUCCAUGGUUAUGCAUUGUGGGAGGGGCUUGUAGCAGUUGAUUGUUCCUCUGUUUCAUCUUAUCUAUCCAGUCGAUCGUUUUCGUUUCAUUUCGUGUCUGUGCUGUGCUUGAAAUUAGGAAGGUUACGGAUAGUUUAAACCUCAAACUGACUUUUAAGGAAUUCAUGGAAUAAAGAAUGUGAAACGGU